CACCGGGGCAUCGCGACGGCGAAGAUGUCGGCUUCCUUAGUCCGGGCAACUGUCCGGGCUGUGAGCAAGAGGAAGCUGCAGCCCACCUGGGCAGCCCUCACCCUGACACCUUCAGCAGUAAACAAGAUAAAACAACUUCUUAAAGAUAAGCUUGAGCAUGUAGGUGUAAAAGUUGGUGUCCGAACCAGGGGCUGUAAUGGCCUUUCUUAUACUCUAGAAUAUACAAAGACAAAAGGAGAUUCUGAUGAAGAAGUUAUUCAAGAUGGAGUCAGAGUGCUCAUUGAAAAGAAAGCACAGCUAACACUUUUAGGAACAGAAAUGUGCUAUGUUGAAGACAAAUUAUCCAGUGAGUUUGUGUUCAAUAACCCAAACAUCAAAGGGACUUGUGGCUGUGGAGAAAGCUUUAAUAUUUGAAAUCUCAGGACUCUUCUGGCCGUAGGUUCCAGGAAAGCUCGUGGAAGCUUUGGGGCUCACUGCAGAAAUCAUGUGACUGUCACGUGCUGGAAAAUAAAGUGAUACAUCUUGAAAAUGAAGCCAGUGUGUUGGAUUCUAGAAGAAAUGAUAUUUAUAUUCUCUAUAGGGGACAGAAAAUGAGAAGCCAUCACUCUCUUUGGAUCAUUUAGGUCUCUUGCAUCCUUUAUUUUAGAACCAGUUUCAUUAAAGUUGCCUUCCUGGGCACCUGUUUAUCCAUUUCCUGAA
Messenger RNA from Gorilla gorilla gorilla (western lowland gorilla), 699 nucleotides. RefSeq names its product iron-sulfur cluster assembly 1 homolog, mitochondrial-like. Gene Ontology annotation, molecular function: 2 iron, 2 sulfur cluster binding. The record is from RefSeq and is a predicted model, not a curated record. NCBI's taxonomy places the organism in Eukaryota, Metazoa, Chordata, Mammalia, Primates, Hominidae. Gene Ontology annotation, cellular component: mitochondrion; cytoplasm. Bases 25 to 414 code for a protein of 129 amino acids. The transcript has a single exon. Gene Ontology annotation, biological process: iron-sulfur cluster assembly.